Gekko japonicus is the source of this 288-nucleotide messenger RNA. RefSeq names its product dolichyl-phosphate beta-glucosyltransferase-like. The record is from RefSeq and is a predicted model, not a curated record. Gene Ontology annotation, cellular component: endoplasmic reticulum membrane. NCBI's taxonomy places the organism in Eukaryota, Metazoa, Chordata, Lepidosauria, Squamata, Gekkonidae. The annotation marks the transcript as partial. The transcript is spliced from 3 exons.
AUUGCUGUCAUUGCACACGUGACCGCCACCAAUAUGCCAAACCUCAGCCGGCACAGUGACGAGAAGUUCUUUGUGACCGCUGAAGGCAAGAAAGAACAUGUGCCCAGUAUCCACGACCCCCCAACGCUUGACCUUUCCGUAGUCGUGCCUUCGUACAACGAGGAGGAACGGUUACCUUCAAUGAUGGAUGAAGCUUUACACUAUCUAGAGAAGAGGCAGAUGCAAGAUCCUGUGUUCACAUACGAAGUCAUUGUGGUCGACGAUGGCAGCAGAGAUCAAACCACAAAG